Molecule: messenger RNA, 1998 nt
Organism: Lipotes vexillifer (Yangtze River dolphin)
Lineage: Eukaryota; Metazoa; Chordata; Mammalia; Artiodactyla; Lipotidae
Gene: TPP1
Product: tripeptidyl peptidase 1
Exons: 13
Coding region: 28-1746 (572 amino acids)
Biological process (GO): proteolysis; central nervous system development
Molecular function (GO): serine-type endopeptidase activity; tripeptidyl-peptidase activity
Source: RefSeq, a predicted model, not a curated record
CACUAUAGGGCUCAUGUGAUCUGUCACAUGACAGCGGAUCUGCAGAAAGGCAGAAUGGGCCCCCGAGCCUGCCUCCUAGGGCUCCUUGCCCUCUUUGUCGCCGGCAAAUGCAGUUACAGCCCGGAGCCUGACCAGCAGCGGAUGCUGCCACCAAGCUGGGUGUCUCUGGGCCGUGCGGACCCUGAGGAAGAGCUGAGUCUCACGUUUGCCCUGAGACAGCAGAACCUGGAGAGACUGUCCGAGCUGGUGCAGGCUGUGUCGGAUCCCGGCUCUUCUCGCUACGGAAAGUACCUGACCCUAGAGGAUGUGGCUGAACUGGUCCGGCCAUCACCACUGACCCUCCACACAGUACAAAAAUGGCUUUUGGCUGCUGGAGCCCGGAACUGCCACUCAGUGACCACACAGGACUUUCUGACUUGCUGGCUGAGUGUCCGACAAGCAGAGCUGCUGCUCUCUGGGGCUGAGUUUCAUCACUAUAUGGGGGGACCUGCAGAGACCCAUGUUGUAAGGUCCCCACGUCCCUACCGGCUCCCGAAGGCCUUGGCCUCCCACGUGGACUUUGUGGGGGGGCUGCACCGCUUUCCCCCCAUAUCAACCCUGAGGCAACGCCCCGAGCCACAGGUGCCAGGGACUGUUGGCCUACACCUGGGGGUGACCCCAUCUGUGAUCCGUGAGCGGUACAACUUGACGGCACAAGACGUGGGCUCUGGCACGACCAACAACAGUCAAGCCUGUGCCCAGUUCCUGGAGCAGUAUUUCCAUGACUCAGACCUGGCUGAGUUCAUGCGCCUCUUCGGUGGGAACUUUGCACACCAGGCAACGGUAGCCCGUGUGGUCGGACAGCAGGGCCGGGGCCAGGCCGGAAUCGAGGCCAGCCUAGAUGUGGAGUACCUGAUGAGUGCUGGCGCCAACAUCUCCACCUGGGUCUACAGUAGCCCUGGCCGGCAUGAGUCACAGGAGCCCUUCCUGCAGUGGCUCCUGCUGCUCAGUAAUGAGUCAGCCCUGCCACAUGUGCACACCGUUAGCUACGGAGAUGAUGAGGACUCCCUCAGCAGCGCUUACAUCCAGCGGGUCAACACUGAGCUCAUGAAGGCUGCUGCUCGGGGUCUUACCCUGCUCUUUGCCUCAGGUGACAGUGGGGCUGGGUGUUGGUCUGUCUUGGGAAGACACCGGUUCCGUCCCAGCUUCCCUGCCUCCAGCCCCUAUGUCACCACGGUGGGAGGCACAUCCUUCCAGAAUCCUUUCCGAGUCACAGAUGAGGUUGUUGACUAUAUCAGUGGUGGCGGCUUCAGCAAUGUGUUCCCACGGCCUUCAUACCAGGAGGAAGCUGUAGCCCAGUACCUGAGCUCCAGCCCCCACUUGCCACCAUCCAGUUACUUCAAUGCCAGCGGCCGUGCCUACCCAGACGUGGCUGCACUCUCUGAUGGCUACUGGGUGGUCAGCAACCAUGUGCCCAUUCCAUGGGUGUCUGGCACCUCGGCCUCUACUCCAGUGUUUGGGGGACUCCUAUCCCUGAUAAAUGAACACAGAAUCCUCAGAGGCCUCCCCGCUCUUGGUUUUCUCAACCCACGGCUCUACCAGAAGCAUGGGGAAGGACUCUUUGAUGUGACACGUGGCUGCCAUGAGUCCUGUCUGAAUGAAGAGGUGGAGGGUCAAGGUUUCUGCUCUGGCCCUGGCUGGGAUCCUGUGACAGGCUGGGGAACACCCAACUUCCCAGCUCUGCUGAAGACACUAAUUAACCCUUGAUCCUUUCUUGCUAGAAGAGUGGGCCUGUCCACUGCCCCACAGCCGGUGGCUCGGUCCCUGGUUCUGCACUGUUGGAAGCCCUGCUAAACCCUCAGCUGUUGACUGCCGCAGCUUAUCUCCCUAACCCAGAAAUGCUAUGAGCUUGACUUGACUCCCAACGCUACCUGCUCCCUUAUACUCAGGUCCCCCUGCCCCUGGCCCAGGUUCCUCUACAGAUGCUAUAACCUGCACUGUUUGGGAGCCUCCUCCACA